Molecule: messenger RNA, 978 nt
Organism: Aureobasidium musti
Lineage: Eukaryota; Fungi; Ascomycota; Dothideomycetes; Dothideales; Saccotheciaceae
Source: the annotation of a GenBank genome assembly
AUCGAGUUCGUAACAGCCAUGGAUUUUGUAUCACAGCACAAGGGCCAGCUGGGCAUCAUCACAGCAUUGGUGGUCUAUUCUGCCGCCAAAAACAAGCUGACACCUGGCGGCAUCAUAGCUGCGAUCGUGACAGCCGGCAUACACAUGGUACAUCCAUGGGGAGUCUUCUUCAACCUCCUCGUAGGUUUCUUUAUUGCCGGCACCCUGGGCACAAAGCCGCAUUGUCACCCAUAUCGAACAAUCGAAUUGACAGCAACAACAGNNAUCAACCACACGGCUAAGAAAACUCUUACUCAGUCAGCGACUGGCGGUGUAGGGGGUGAGGGUGCUCGCAACUAUGCCCAAGUGUUGGCCAAUUCGGGUACUGCCUCGCUUUUGAUCCUUUGGCAUCUGUAUGCCUCUCGAAAUGGUGGUACCAGUCUCAAAGAUGGGUUCGGCUUGAUCGAUGCUAUCCCAUUCGGCAUUGCUGCCUCCUACGCCGCUGCUGCCGCCGACACUCUCAGCAGCGAACUUGGUAUCCUAUCGCCAACAUCCCCUGUUCUCAUCACAGCACCAUGGCGCAGUGUGCCUCGUGGAACCAAUGGAGGUGUCACCAUAACUGGUCUGCUCGCUGGUCUGGCAGGCUCUGUUUUCAUCUCAACUCUCGCAUACUUCAAUCUGCCUUUUUCCCGAAUGGCAUGGACUGGGGACUCCAAGUUCCUCUUUUGGGUCGCAUUGACGGUUGCAGGAUUCAGCGGCACAUUGCUAGAUUCACUGUUGGGUGCGCUGGUCCAAGCUACAGUGGAGGAUAAGACCAGUGGUAGAGUUGUUGAGGGUGACAAUGGCAAGAGAGUCAAAGUCACUGCGGGUGGCAGUAGAGUGCAAAGAGGCAUGGAUCUGCUCAACAACAACGGUGUCAACUUUGCUAUGGCUGCCACCAUUGCUGUUGUAGGCAUGGCAGCUUGGAACUCGAUGGUGCAGAAAAUAAUCUUGGCUUAG